AUGGUGAUAAGAAAAGUAUUUGUGAUGAUGUUUGGUAUGGAGUUGAAGGGAGGAAGUAGUUAUUGGGAGAAGGGAAAGUUGGGAGAAGAAGAAGAAGAAGAAGAAGAAGAAGAAGAAGAAGAAGAAGAGAGGAGAAGAGAAGAGAGAAGAAGGGAGAGAGGGAGUGAAGUGAGUGAGGUUUGCAAGUUUUGUGAGUGGUUGUCUUUCACGGUGAGAGAGAUGCGGUGCCCACUGAAGCAUAUGGGAUGGAUGCGGGGGGUUAAGAGAGGUCCUUAUGAACAUGAUAAGGGUUAUGAAAUUGGUGAGUUAAGAAGUGUAGUGGCCACCAGAAUUGAGAUUCCAUCUAUUUACAUGCCAGAAAUGAUAGAUUUACAUCAUAACCCGAAGAUAGAAAGAAAGGUGGGUCCCGAAGAUUGGUAUAUUGUUGUUUUUGCGGGUCUUGCUGGGGACCAGAUCACUGUCUUUUUUUCUUCCUUCCAUCUCAUCCUUGUCAAUGUAGAUCAAGAGAAACACGUGAAAACGUAUGAUUUUAUUGAAUAA
Molecule: messenger RNA, 540 nt
Organism: Sphenostylis stenocarpa
Lineage: Eukaryota; Viridiplantae; Streptophyta; Magnoliopsida; Fabales; Fabaceae
Source: the annotation of a GenBank genome assembly